Molecule: messenger RNA, 5927 nt
Organism: Lates calcarifer (barramundi perch)
Lineage: Eukaryota; Metazoa; Chordata; Actinopteri; Centropomidae
Gene: znf142
Product: zinc finger protein 142
Biological process (GO): regulation of transcription by RNA polymerase II
Cellular component (GO): nucleus
Molecular function (GO): RNA polymerase II transcription regulatory region sequence-specific DNA binding; DNA-binding transcription factor activity, RNA polymerase II-specific
Source: RefSeq, a predicted model, not a curated record
CUUAGACGACAUCCGUUCCUCUUCCAUUUAAGUGUUAUCAAAACAUAGCUUUGCUUGCAAGCUAAGCUAACCACUAAGCUAGAUAAAUAUGUUGCUGGAUAAUAUAGUAAGUCCAUAUCAUUGUAUGAACCGCAGCAGUUGAAAUUAAUUGCUCACAGGAACGGCGACACAACAGUUUGCGACCAAAAUCACGAGAAGCUAACGUUAGCUCAGCUUGCGUUAACGGCGAUGUAGUUACCGCAUAGAUACCUUGUUAAGUAAUUGUAAGAGUAAGUGUGGCUUCGGAUACUAAUACUUAUAUGCUAUAAAUUAAGAAAGCCCUCAGUGAACGUGCCUCUGUUAAACUGUAAAACGUUGAUGAUUUGUUUUACAGACAGAAAGCUGUGCGGAAAACCAGGCGGCACAAUGGAGGCAGUCAAACCUCAUCAAUGUGAAAAAUGUGGACAGAGUUUCUCAAGGCCGUGACAUAUUUGUCUCACACCCCUGUUCGAAAAGGCUGACCCUUCCAUCCAGUAAAGGACAGCUGGGAAACUACAAAUGCUCUCAGUGCAAUGAGGUCUUUACCAAGCCAGGUGCUCUGAAACACCACUUUAAAACCAUUCACAGUGGACACAUCCCUAAAGGUCUAUUUCCUUGUGCUGAGCAAGGCUGCCAGUUCAGCAGCACGGACCAUCAGGAAUAUCAAGCCCACUUGACGUCUACACAUGGUCUCACUCUAAUUCCUUGCACCUUCCGGUCCUGCAAAGUGUCACUGCCCACACAGGGUGAGAUGGAGAGACACUUACGAGGCCACAUGGCCUUUGGCUGCUUUCAGUGUCAGUUUGUCACUGAAAAUGCAAAAGCACUGAGUGACCACGUCUUAGAACACAACCAUCUUCCAACUUGUCCUCAAGGGAACAAGACCACAUCCACAACUGUAUGCACCACUGUAAGCCAUCAGCCUCAGGCUUCCAGCAGGCCAAAAAGAAAACUUAAAUCCAACCCAGCUUAUGCAUCAUCUUUACCAGAAGAUGGGCACAAGGAACAGCCUGAGAGGGAAGGGCACAAUAUUAAAAGAGUGAGAAAGGCGGUGGAGAGAGACAGUCCUCUGGCAGUGGAUGCUGUACCACUGAAAUCCAAAGAGUACCUUGCAGAGGGAGCAGAGCACAUCUAUCGCACCAACACCUGCCCCGCAUGUCGGCGCUGCUUUAAGAUGCGGUCACACCUGCAGGAGCACCUCCACUUACAUUUUCCUGACCCCAGUCUCCAGUGUCCCACCUGCAAGCGUUACUUCACCAGCAAGAGCAAGCUACGCAUACAUAGGCUCCGUGAGGCAGGUGAAAAGGUUCACCAUUGCCACCUGUGUGAAUAUUCUGCUGUGGAACGAAAUGCAAUCCGUCGACACCUUGUCAGCAUGCAUGCUGAUGAGGCAGAUGAUGGUACAAACGGCCACAACUAUCCUUGCCCCACCUGUGGUCAAGGCUUUCGCCAAAGCAGGUCACUUAAGGCUCAUAUGAAAAUACACAACAUCCUACCUGACAGCAAGCCAGUGGCCUGUUUCCAAGAGGGCUGUUCUUUCCAGAGUUCUUUGCGCAAAGAACUUCUUAGACACACUGUCGAAGUCCAUGGGGUCAAGGCAGUAGAAUGCCGCCAUCAUGCCUGUGGUGCCAUUUUUCAAAAAGAGACAGACAUGGAGACUCAUUAUCGGACACACCUCGCCUACCACUGUUCAGAGUGUGAUUUCUCUUGCUCCAACAAAACAGUUUUCCUCCAGCACCAGCGGCACGGUCACCCAGGGAAUGACAGGCUUUGCUGUGACUUUUGCUCCUUUGUCACAUUUAAUCCUGUGGAGUUUGAGCAGCACAUUGGACGUUUGCACGCCAACGAGAAAAUCCACCGCUGUUCUCAGUGCAGCUACAUGACCUCACAUAAACGUGGCUUGAAGAGACAUAUGCUGAUGCACAGUGGUGACAAGCCUCACAAGUGUAGCCUGUGUGAUUUCAGGUGCCGAGAUGAAUCCUACCUCUCUAAACACAUGCUCACUCACUCAGACAACAAGAACUUCAUGUGCGCUGAAUGUGGAUAUGUCACUAAGUGGAAGCACUAUCUGAAUGUCCAUAUGAGGAAACAUGCUGGAGACCUCAGGUAUCACUGUGAUCAGUGCCCCUAUCGUUGUCACCGCAUGGACCAGCUAAAUAGCCACAAACUACGACAUCAAGCCAAAUCGCUCAUGUGUGAGAUCUGUGCUUAUGCCUGCAAGCGCAAAUAUGAGCUUCGCAAUCACAUGUUGGCCAAACAUUCUGGAGAGGAGAAACCACCAUCUGUUUAUAAGUGCAAAUUCUGCACAUACACUACCUGUUACCGACAAGCACUUCAAAAUCAUGAGAACUGCAAACAUACCAGGCUGAAAGAGUUUCACUGUGCCCUUUGUUUCUACUCCUCAUUCAGUAGCAUCAGCCUCUUCCUGCACAAGAGAAAAGCUCAUGGGUAUGUACCUGGGGACAAAGCAUGGCUAGAAAACUAUGCUGCAAAGGAGAAGGAGAGGAAUUCAACAGAGUUCUUGCAGGAUUUUUACAAUAAGCGCUCAACAUCUCAUGAGCAGUCCGAACAAUCCACUGGAGGACAUCUACCAUCUCAAAGAGAGCAAUCAGAUUUUCCUGGUGCAGCAGAUACAAGCAAAGAAGCUGUACCUGAGUCAGAAACGGUGGAUGCAGUGAAUGUUUUUGAUGUUGUUUCUCAAGAGGUUGUUAAUGAAGGCAUUUCAGACAGUCUUCCAUCUGUGAGCUGUCCAGAGGAGUACUGUACUCUUAUUUUAACUACACUGUCUACCACUGAUUAUCAAACCCCCUCACUGCAAAAUAUGGAGGAAAACUGUGCAAAUCAAACCUCAAGGACUGCCAAUUCUGAUUCAUCUCAAGAAAAGGCAGACACCUCUACAUCUACAAGUUCGUCAGAGGAGGAUAAUGUAGCAGUGCCCCAUGAAGAGUGCGAAUUAAGUGAUUUAGAUGACAGCUAUGAGCCUCUGAAUAAUUCAGCCAGUCAACCAGUUGAGCCUGGGAAGUGUCAAACUCCUGAAGUACAGGGUGAUGGUGAAACAGUUGGUUCUGUUUUGCCACCUGAGCAAAAUCAGCCCUUAGAAUCAGAGGUCCGUUUAAAAGCCAUGAAGAAGCAUGACAAGGACCAAGCAGAGGCCAUGGUUUUGGAGGGACGGGUGCAGAUGCUUGUGGUGCAGACUAAAGAGAUUUAUCGCUGUGACAAGUGUUCUUACGUAACCUUCGAGGAGACGGCUUUGAAGUACCACCGCCAGGCUUUGUGCCGUGGAAAGAUAAAGGAACACAAGUGCCAGGCCUGUGGUGCACAGUUCAAACAGAGGCGAGGUCUUGACAGUCACCUUGCAAAGAAGUGCCCCGCACUUCCGCGAAAAAGGAGGACAUUUGUAGGUAUUUCAAAUACAUGUCUAGUUGAGCAGGAGAGCUCUAGUCAGGGUAAGGAGGGAUCCACAAAUCUGGCCGAGGGAACAAAGUCUAAUCAGACAGAGCUUCUGUCCUCACAAAACAGAGAUGAUCAGGAAUUUCAUCAGCAAGAAGAGGAAGUAUGCACAUCUCAUUUAACAAUCUGUGAAGGUGGUGAUGAUAUUCCCCCAACAUCCACUAACUCAGGACAUCAGCAAAGUAAAAUUCAGAUAAAUAAGCAAGUCAAGCUUGUGAAAAAACAAUCAGCUUCAUAUAACAAAGAUAGAAGGUGUAUCACUGCAGAAAAAGUCCUUUACACUGAAAAAGAUGGGAAAUUUAAAUGUAAGCAGUGCAGUUUUUCAUCAGUCAAGCUUUCAACAAUGGAACGGCACCUCUCAGCCUGUCAAAAAAAAUGUAGGAAAAGAGGGAAUCAGAUCCUUUCAGAACUGGAUGAUAGGUGUGAUAAUAAUUCAGCAAAAGAAAAACAGGACAUGGUGAAUGAGUUCAGUGGAAGAACUGAGAAGAAACUUCAGAACUUCUCUUGUCCAAACUGUGCUUUCAAGUGCAAUCAGAAAACUGCAUUAGACAGCCAUAAAAAGAGAGGCUGCAUGAAGCCCGGUGAAGUCCAAUGUACCAUGUGUUCAUUUGUAGACAAAUCUAAAAUUUCUUUGGCCCGUCACAUUCUGUACGUUCAUAAGAAAAAGAAAUGCGAUGUUGCUAAACCUAAACAUUUGCUUUGCCAGCACUGCACUUUCACCUGUAAGCAAGAACGGUGCAUGGCACAACACGUUGCACUCAAACACAAAGGCGUAAGGCCUCACAGUUGCCGGUACUGUCCUUUUGCCACCACAAGGCGCUAUCGCUUGGAAGAGCACGAGUCUCUUCACACAGGAAUCGGUCGUCACAAGUGUGAUAUGUGCAGCAAGACCUUCGGGGCUGUGACCAAACUGCGUCAGCACAAGAUGCGCAUCCACGACAAACAGCCUACACACUUCUGCUCGCUGUGUGACUUCAGCGGCUACGCACUUGACGACGUGAGGCGGCACAACCUCAGGUGUCAUACAGGGGAGUUAGGGCAUGCUUGCACUCAUUGUGAUUCUCGCUUUAGUUCAGAAAUUGCACUAAAAAACCACCGUAAACGUGUACACCAGCUCCAAGUAUGUUUCUCUUGCAAGCAGUGUGACUACACAUGUAGCAGUGAGGUCAUGCUGAAGACCCACCAGCAAAGCAAGCACUGUCAAGUAAAGUGCGCCACCUGUCAGGAGUCGUUUGAAACAAAGGAAAACCUGGAGAUUCAUCAGAGAACCCACCUGGCACAUAAGUGUCAGCUUUGCCCCUUUGCUGCUAAAACAAAGCAGCUGUUGGCACAACACCUUCUGAAAGAACACGAGGAGGGAUCUCUGGAAGACAAGCCUCUCAAGUGCAGCACUUGUCAGUUUGCUUGUCAGCAUCAGCUGGUGUUAGAGCAGCAUCUCCGUUCACAUGGAGGCAAGCGUCUGUACAAAUGCAUGGACUGCAAGUACUCAACUCGGAACAAGCAGAAGAUGACAUGGCACAUUCGCAUACACACUGGGGAGAAGCCUUACAGCUGUGAGCAGUGCAGUUACACCUGCACUGAUCCAUCUAGGCUAAAGCUCCAUAUGAGGGUUCACCAAGAGGAGAAGAAGUACCUUUGUCCAGAGUGUGGCUACAAAUGCAAGUGGGCAACUCAGCUGAAGUACCACAUGACCAAGCACACAGGAGAGAAGCCAUAUGCCUGUGAGGAGUGUGAUUACCGCACCAACAGAGCAGAUGCCCUGCGUGCCCACCGGGACACACAGCACUGCGACAUGCGCCCUUAUGUCUGCGAAAAAUGUGGCAAAGCCUUCAAGACUAGUUUCAUACUGAAAACCCACCAGCGGCAGCAUAGUGACGAUCGGCCGUACGUGUGCGGAUUGUGCGACAAGGCCUUCCGGUGGCCGGCAGGUCUCAGACAUCACUACCUCUCUCACACCAAGCAGCAACCUUUCUGCUGUCGUCACUGCUCCUACAGAGCCAAACAGAAGUUCCAAGUGGUAAAGCAUCUGCAAAGACACCACCCGGAGAUGUCAGUAGAGCAGGGAGUGGUGAAAGACUCUGAAGCUCUUAGCCUUACCCUGAAGGAGGCCUUGCAGGGGACGCUGGAUGAGAGAGCAGUGGAAGUGGAGGAGGAGGGAAAAGCCAUUGAAGUAGCGGUAGUGGUAGUAAAAGAGGUGCAAAGAGGGCAAGAUAAUGAGACAAAACACUGAAGAGAGGGCACAAUACUGUCAAUGCAGUGUUCAGUUCAGAUUAUAGAAGUUUAUCACUGUUAACCACGACAUAUCUGUCAAUAUAUUUCACCACAUGAUUUAAUUGUACCUUAAAAGGCUAAUAAAACACAUUAGUGCAUAUUGUAGUGAGGGACCAUGGAUUGGAUGGAGUCUGUGUGUGUGUGUGAACACAAUACUGUCAACUUGAACAAUAAAUGAGUCAGACAUG